UUCUCCUCCUCCUCCUCCUCCUCCUCCUCCUCUUCCACCACCUCCUCUUCCACCUCCUCUUCUAUCUCCUCUUCCUCCUCCUCCUCUUCCAUCUCCUCCUCCUCCUCUUCCUCUUCCACCUCCUCCUCCUCCUCCUCCUCCUCUUCGUCCAUCUCCUCCUCCUCCUCUUCGUCCAUCUCCUCCUCCUCCUCCUCCUCUUCGUCCAUCUCCUCCUCAUCUUCCUCUUCCUUCUCCUCCUCCUACUCCUCCUCCUCCUCCUCUUCCAUCUCCUCCUCCUCCUCUUCCAUCUCUUCCUCCUACUCCUGCUCCUCCUCCCCCUCCUCUCGAGAAGACACUUCAGCUGCAUUAAAUGCCUCCUCCCUCUCGUCUCCUUCCGCCUCCCUCUCGUCUUCUUCUGCCUCCCUUCCUCCUUCUCCUCUAAUUUCCUCUCUCUCUUCCAUUCCCUCCCUCUCUUUUUCCACCAAUUUCUCUACAUCUUCUUCUUCUUCUUCUUCUUCUUCUUCUUCUUCUUCUUCUUCUUCUUCUUCUUCUUCUUCUUCUUCUUCUUCUUCUUCUUCUUCUUCUUCUUCAGUCUCUCUGUCUAAGGUGUGA
Messenger RNA from Engraulis encrasicolus (European anchovy), 591 nucleotides. RefSeq lists its product as uncharacterized. The record is from RefSeq and is a predicted model, not a curated record. The transcript has 4 exons. The annotation marks the transcript as partial. NCBI's taxonomy places the organism in Eukaryota, Metazoa, Chordata, Actinopteri, Clupeiformes, Engraulidae.